AUGGCCGACUUGAUCCUCCAACCACCCACGAUCCCUUCCGUUCCCCUCAAUGCGAUCCUCUCGCCCUCUUCUCGCAGACACAAUGGUAGCUCGAAAUCCUCGUUGAGACAUUCCAAGUCUACGCCCCAGUUACGCAGCGGCCACGGCCUCUCCGUGACUGGGGCUCUAACCCAUACGUUCAAGACCGCCGGCGACAUACUGCUCUCGUGGAGAGAUGGCAUGACCGCGGAACAACGGGAAGCACAGAGGCUGAAGGACGAGAAAAGGCAAAUCCUGUGCUUGCGCAUGAAGGGGGCAGAGACGCACGCGCAAUGGGAGGCUGCGGCCAAAGAUCUCGACGCCCUCGACGGCAAUGACGACUGGAAACAAGAGGACUCCAGCUCCGACUACAACCCUGAACUUAUUGCGCAGCGGUUGCGCGAACUCGACGAGGCGAGGGCGAGUUGCGACAUCGGAUCCAUGAUGCAUCUGAUCAGGACGGCUCUCCUCCGCGACCUCGGUGGCAUGGAUAAUGUCUCGCUAUACCGACACUCGUACACCGGCACAAAGAGGCUCAUUGAGCGCUAUGUCGAAUCCGCCGUUGCUACCAUUGACGCAGUCGUCACCCAGAGCCGAUACGACCCUUCCGUCCAAUACCCGGAUCUCCUGGAAGGGAUGCUCUAUUCCCGACAGAGCUUCGGCCGCAGUGCGCUCCUGCUUUCUGGGGGCGGGACCCUCGGCAUGUCACAUAUUGGAGUCUUGAAGACUCUGUUUGAAGCCAAACUCCUGCCGAGAAUCAUCUCAGGUGCGAGCGCUGGCAGUAUUGUAUGUUCUGUCUUGUGCACACGUACCGACGAGGAGGUGCCCGAAAUGAUGGAUACCUUCCCAUACGGCGAUCUGGCUGUUUUUGAGGAGCAGAACAGUCAGGAUGGUGUCUUGCACAAUUUGCGCCGACUGCUCACCGAAGGCAGCUGGUCCGACAUCAAACAUCUUACACGGGUCAUGCGUGAACUCACCGGGGACUUGACCUUCCAAGAAGCGUACAACCGCACUCGUCGUAUCCUGAAUAUUUGCGUCUCGACAGCAUCAGUCUACGAGCUACCGAGGCUGCUUAACUAUGUUACAGCGCCAAAUGUGUUGAUCUGGUCUGCCGUCGCCACCUCGUGCUCCGUUCCGGUCCUCUUCAAUUCGUCACAGAUUCUCGUCAAGGAUCCCAUAACUGGUGAGCACCAGCCAUGGAAUCCAUCGCCCCAGCGUUGGAUCGACGGCUCAGUUGACAACGACUUACCCAUGACUCGGCUUGCCGAGAUGUUCAACGUGAACCACUUCAUUGUUUCUCAGGUCAAUCCGCAUGUGGUUCCCUUCCUUGCAAAGGACGACCACCUGUCACCCGAUCUCAUACCGGGCGAGCGACCCAAGGCGCCCACUAACAGUGACGAGUUUGACUGGAUCAGCACCUUCACAGCACUGGCCAAGGACGAAGCCCUACAUCGCCUCCACUUCCUCUCAGAGCUGGGCAUAUUCCCCAACUUGGUCACCAAGUUCCGCAGUAUCCUCAGCCAAAAAUAUUCAGGAGACAUCACUAUCCUCCCCCAGCUGAACCUCCAAGAUGUCCCUAAGAUCCUGCAGAACCCAACGCCCGACUUUAUGCUGCGCUCGGCCUUGGCUGGCGCGCGGGCAACCUGGCCCAAGCUGAGCCGUAUCCGCGAUCGGUGUGCAAUCGAGCUCGCCCUUGACAACGCAGCACAUAGACUCCGCGCCCGCGUCGUCUUCGCUGAGAGCCAGACAGACCUGAGGAGACUUCGUUUCAGCUCGGGAAAUUUGCGAACCCAGCAUACACUAUCAAUGGAGAAACCCCUCGGUACGCCACAUGCCGGGCAUGGUAAUGGCGGCCCCAGGCGGCAUCGCCGACGCUCUGGUGGUAGCCUCCAGGUGCCGCGGAUCCGGCGCUCGGCAUUAGCUCCUGGAUUAGCCAGCGAUGAAAAGCAGGAAGAGAAUCUUUCUACCCUUGAGUCUACAAUGGUCGCGUCGUCACCUUCUAUACUGGAGAAGCCUACGUUAAAGAGGGCUAGUAGGAGCCAGAUACAGGUGCCGCAGCGCAGACGCAUGGAUCCUAUCGAUACAGAGCCCGAGUUUGUGCUCCCACAUCCCUACUCUCAACUUGGGCUCGGGCGGUCAAUCUCGAUCGGCGGCAGCCCAUUUAUCCUUCCGGACGAGGAUUCUCAGCCUCCCUCCAUGUUCCAUUCAUGGCAACCUCUAGACUUCUCGGCCGCAGAGGAUGAUGUUGAUACGGACGACCAUGGUCCAUCUAGCGACACAGGAGAACACGGCCAUGAAGACAGUGAGACUGAGUUGGAGGGCGGUGAUCAGUCUGUCACCAGUCCGGAACCCGCUGCGAAACCUACGGAUGACUUGGAAGUAUCGGUUUCCUCGGCAGGGACAGACGAUGUGUCAGAGGGACAUUGGGAUUAA
Clonostachys rhizophaga is the source of this 2451-nucleotide messenger RNA. NCBI's taxonomy places the organism in Eukaryota, Fungi, Ascomycota, Sordariomycetes, Hypocreales, Bionectriaceae. The record is from the annotation of a GenBank genome assembly.